AUGUCUGGGAGAGAGCUGCUGCUGCUGGUGGCAGCAAUGGCAACUCUGGUCGCUGUCGGAGGGGCAGAGCUGAAUGAAGGGGCUGGCCUGAGAAGGCCAGUGUGUGAAGACCUGGGUCACUUGCAGGCCUGCCCCCUCCUGUACUUGCCCAUCUGUGGGACCGAUGGCAAUACCUAUGCCAAUGAAUGCCAGCUUUGCGUGGAAAAAAUGAAAACCAGGCAAGACAUCCAGAUUUUGAAAGAUGGGCAGUGUCAAGAUGCCUGA
Zonotrichia albicollis (white-throated sparrow) is the source of this 264-nucleotide messenger RNA. It is a transcript of the gene SPINK4, whose product is annotated as serine peptidase inhibitor Kazal type 4. Lineage: Eukaryota; Metazoa; Chordata; Aves; Passeriformes; Passerellidae. Gene Ontology annotation, molecular function: protein binding; serine-type endopeptidase inhibitor activity. The record is from RefSeq and is a predicted model, not a curated record.